Messenger RNA from Pezoporus flaviventris, 3006 nucleotides. RefSeq names its product fucosyltransferase 8 (gene FUT8). Gene Ontology annotation, cellular component: Golgi cisterna membrane. Gene Ontology annotation, molecular function: protein binding; glycoprotein 6-alpha-L-fucosyltransferase activity. NCBI's taxonomy places the organism in Eukaryota, Metazoa, Chordata, Aves, Psittaciformes, Psittacidae. Gene Ontology annotation, biological process: protein N-linked glycosylation. The record is from RefSeq and is a predicted model, not a curated record. Bases 536 to 2269 code for a protein of 577 amino acids. The transcript is spliced from 11 exons.
CGCGCUCGCCGCCCGCGUCUCCUCCUCGCUCCGUACCGCGUCUCGCGCCCGGUCUCUUCACAGUCCGGCGGCGGCUCCGUUCCGCGGCCGCCGGUUCCCGUUUCCGUCUCCUCACCGCGGGGUGCCCCCCGCGAUCCUUCCUACACCCCCCCCCCCCCGCCGCACCCCGCAGCUCGCCACGGCCUCUCCCCGCACCCUCGGCGAAGGCAGCGCGGGCCCCGCCAGCGGCACUCGGAGAAUUACCUAGGCUUCAAAAUGAAAGUGAGGAAGAAGAGUCCCCCAGAGCAUUAAUUUGAACAAUAACUAUUGCUGAAUAUAAAUGAAGAAUGAUGUGAUAUUAAUGCUUUCUAUGUGCAGACCCAUAAAGAUCAUCUCUAAGGAGUUGCAGUAAGGCAAGCACUGAGAGUAAUUUUUCUCUGGUACAAUGUGGUGAAGCAAAGGAACUGGAAUUGUCCACUUUUGUACAGUAUAAGGACUUAAAAUGUUCAUUAUUUUGUGAGCAGAAGCAGUUCUGGAGUGAAUUGAACUUCUGAAAAUGCGGCCAUGGACUGGUUCCUGGCGUUGGAUCAUGCUCAUCCUCUUUGCUUGGGGAACUUUACUCUUUUAUAUCGGUGGACACCUGGUACGAGACAGUGAACACCCAGAUCACUCUAGUCGUGAAUUAUCCAAGAUACUUGCUAAACUUGAACGGUUAAAGCAGCAAAAUGAAGACUUAAGGCGGAUGGCAGAAUCUCUCAGGAUACCAGAUGGCCCUAUUGAUCAGGGACCAGCUGCAGGAAAGGUACAUGCUUUAGAGGAGCAACUUUUAAAGGCCAAAGAACAGAUAGAAAACUAUAAGAAGCGGACAGGAGAUGUAGGAGGCCUUGGAAAAGACCAUGAAAUACUGAGGAGGAGGAUUGAAAAUGGGGCUAAGGAACUUUGGUUUUUCCUCCAGAGUGAAUUGAAGAAGCUGAAAAAUCUAGAAGGAAAUGAACUGCAAGGACGCAUUGAUGAAUUUCUGUCUGAUUUGGGUCAUCAGGAAAGGUCGAUAAUGACCGACUUGUACUACCUCAGUCAAACAGAUGGAGCAGGAGAUUGGCGAGAAAAAGAGGCCAAAGAUCUAACAGAUUUGGUACAGAGGAGAAUAACUUAUCUACAGAACCCGAAGGAUUGCAGCAAAGCUAAGAAACUUGUGUGUAAUAUCAACAAAGGCUGUGGCUAUGGUUGUCAACUUCAUCACGUAGUCUACUGCUUCAUGAUUGCUUAUGGCACUCAGCGAACACUCAUUUUAGAGUCUCAGAACUGGCGCUAUGCUACUGGUGGCUGGGAGACUGUAUUUAGGCCUGUAAGUGAGACAUGUACUGACAGAUCAGGUACCACCACUGGACACUGGUCAGGUGAGGCUAAUGAUAAGGAUGUUCAGGUGGUGGAACUUCCCAUUGUUGACAGCUUACACCCACGGCCACCCUAUUUACCGUUGGCUGUCCCUGAAGACCUGGCUGAUAGGCUAAUUCGUGUACAUGGGGAUCCUGCUGUGUGGUGGGUCUCGCAGUUUGUGAAAUACUUGAUACGUCCACAGCCUUGGUUAGAAAAAGAAAUAGAGGAAGCCACAAGGAAACUUGGUUUCAAACAUCCAGUGAUCGGUGUUCAUGUUCGAAGGACAGACAAAGUAGGAACAGAAGCAGCAUUUCAUCCCAUUGAAGAGUAUAUGGUACACGUUGAGGAACGGUUUGAACUUCUUGCUCGCAGAAUGCAUGUUGAUAAAAAAAGAGUGUAUUUGGCUACAGAUGACCCUUCACUGUUGCAAGAGGCAAAAUCCAAGUAUCCACAUUAUGAAUUUAUCAGUGAUAACUCCAUAUCCUGGUCAGCAGGACUUCAUAACCGUUACACUGAAAAUUCCCUAAGAGGUGUUAUUCUGGAUAUUCACUUCUUGUCGCAGGCAGACUUCCUGGUCUGUACGUUUUCAUCCCAGGUUUGUCGAGUUGCCUAUGAAAUUAUGCAGACAUUGCAUCCAGAUGCUUCAGCGUAUUUCCAUUCUUUGGAUGAUAUCUACUACUUUGGGGGACAGAAUGCCCACAACCAGAUUGCUAUUUAUGCUCACCAUCCAAGAACUGCAGAUGAAAUUCCUAUGGAACCUGGAGAUGUAAUUGGAGUAGCUGGAAACCACUGGGAUGGUUAUUCAAAAGGCAUCAAUCGGAAAUUAGGAAGAACAGGCCUGUACCCAUCAUACAAAGUUAAGGAGAAAAUUGAGACAGUCAAGUAUCCUACAUACCCAGAAGCUGACAAGUAGAUGGAAAGGAAGAUCAUCAGCAGUAAUUCUCAAUUUUGAUUGGUUUGAACCAGUCAACACACUAACUAAUGGUUUCUAUGGGAUUUGAAUUUGCAUUUUAACAUGCAGUUAAAAUCAAAGCUUUUAGCAAUGAAACUGGAUAAGAAGCUGAGAACAAAUGGAUGGGCUGUUAUCUGAACUUACUCUUAAACAGUUUUUGUUACAUGCACUCUCACACAUGCACACACAAACCCACAUACAACAGGGAAACUGUUGUUUUAUACUUUUUGUCUCUUUUCAAGAUUCGUCCCAGUCAUUAGUCUUACAUGAGCUUUGGGCUCUUUUUCUCUGCCAUUAAUUGACAAUAAUGUUCAGACUUACAACACUGCCACAUUGUGUAAUUUGAGUGACAUGAACAUAUUUUGUAUGUACAAAAUUUAAAACAUGGUGCCUAUAUUUGAAAAAAUUGUGACCUUUUUAGAAGAGCCAUGGCUAUUUCACAAUGGGUAAGAGUCAAUCUUCAACUGGUGUUACCAUGACCACUGAACUUGCUUCAAACAACAGAUUCCGAUUUCAGACUAGAUUUCUUUUACAGGUUUCUUUUUAGCAUUCCAUUGAUUACUUCUCAUCAUUAAUAAAAUAAAGAAUACAUCCAACAAUAAAAUAAUCACUGUCUGUUAGGAACUUUGUGAAACAAUGCCAUGAACAGAUUCUUUAGUACUGGUAAUGUUUCUGGACAUUGGGUUUUAUUGGGGCGG